UUGUGUCUUAGAGGACCCUAACCGCCUGACUCUCCACUGGCCGGGCCCACAGGAGGAAGACUCCCUAUCUCUUCGCAGAAACCUGCAAGUGGCUGCGUGGUCUCCUCAACAGGGCCGUAGCCUUUGAUUUCCUUCCGGAGCUGGUGUUCAGAAGAGGUGUCCGGGAGGAGCCUUGGAGCCUACAGAUAGGCUGGCCGAUUCAGCAGAAAAAUGCUCUCCCCACUGCAGAAUUGAAAGGCUGUGAUGAAACUGUGUUGUGGGCAGUUACCGGUACUUCUCUCGGGACAGGGGAUGGGACGUCAUCUACAUUUCCUUUCCCACCCCUCCCAGCCUUUUGGCCCCGUGCCCCCCUGGGUCCAAAGGUGAGAGGAGGAGCAUAAAAACCCCAGAGCCUCAGAAGCUGCGGUCUUUCAUCAGGGACUCUUUCCAUCCUUGGCUUGGCUGCAGGAUGAAGCCCCUGGCUGCCCUGAGGAUCCAGGCUUUCUUCUGCUUCUGUGCCUGCCUCUCUGCCACAUCCUUAGGCAUGGGGGUGCCCACCAUCACAGCCGCCCGAAUCUACAAGGGCCAGCUGGCCGGAGGCUCCGGGGAAGAGAGCGUGCUGGCAAUGGAGAGAUUCCCCUACGUCGCCUUGUCCAAGACGUACAAUGUGGACCGGCAGGUGCCUGACAGCGCUGGAACCGCCACUGCCUACCUGUGCGGGGUGAAGGCCAAUGCUAAAACCCUGGGCCUGAGUGCUCGUGCCACCUUGGGCCAAUGCAACACCACCUUUGGCAACGAAGUCCACUCUGUGCUGCAUCGGGCAACAUUGUCAGGGAAGUCUGUGGGGAUCGUGACCACCACCCGUGUGCAGCAUGCCUCUCCGGCUGCCGCCUAUGCCCACUCGGCCAGCCGUGAGUGGUACGGCGACGUCAACAUGUCGAAGGAGGCCGCCAGCCAAGGCUGCAAGGACAUUGCCUACCAGCUGGUGCACAACACAGACAUCAAUGUGAUUCUCGGAGGAGGGCGGAAAUUCAUGCUGCCUAGGAACAUGAGUGACCCAGAGCAUCCGAAACAGAAUGGGACCAGGAAGGAUGGCCUGAACCUCAUUGAAAUGUGGUUGAGCAACAGGAUGGGAGCUCAGUAUGUCUGGAAUAAAACAGGGCUGGCCUCCGUCAAUGAAAACACUACCAACCAUCUUAUGGGUCUCUUUGAGCCGCACGACAUGGCGUACGAGCUGGAUCGAGACAACAACACGGACCCUUCCAUUGUGGAGAUGACGGAGAAGGCCAUACGGAUCCUGCGCAGGAACCCCAACGGCUUCUUCCUCUUUGUGGAAGGAGGCAGGAUUGACCACGGGCAUCACAAGGGCAGAGCCAAGCUGGCCCUGAGCGAGACUGUGAUGAUGGACCGGGCCGUGGAGAGAGCCGUGGAGCUGACCGACGCCUCAGAGACUCUCAUGGUGGUCACAGCUGACCACUCGCACGUCUUCACCUUAGGCGGCAACACACCACGGGGCAACAACAUCUUUGGCCUGGCACCCAAGCAAGCGAAAGACAAGCGGGCAUUCACCAGUAUCCUCUAUGGGAACGGACCUGGGUACAAGCUCAGGAAUGGCAGCCGCCCAGAUGUCAGCUCCGAUGCUUUCGAGGACAAGGACUACCGGCAGCAGGCAGCUGUGCCCCUGGACAUCGAGACCCACGGCGGAGAGGACGUGGCCAUCAUGGCACAGGGACCCAUGGCCCAUCUCUUCCACGGCAUCCAGGAGCAGAACUACAUUGCCCAUGUCCUGGCCUACGCAGGCUGCAUCAAGCCAUAUGACAGGCACCCCGACUGCCCUGAGCAGGUCCGGACUGAAGGUUUUGGAUCACCUGGCCUGGGUGUCUCACAUCGCCCCUCCUCGCUACCCCUCCUUGCACUCUGGGUGUGCCUUUUCUUGCAGAUGAUGUGACACUGAAACACACACACACACACACACACACUACUGGAAAGCUCGUCUUCAAAAGACCUCUCUGGGCAUCACCUGGGAGGUUGCUAGUGUUCCCGGACAUUCCCAAAGGGACAUCGGUCUUGUUCAUUCAUUUGUUUGGCUUCAUUGCAUACAACUGUAUAUUAAUGGAUGGUGAUGCUCUCCUUAGCCUCAGCUUUCAAAGAAUAAAGCAUGAUGUUGUUUUCUUUA
Podarcis muralis (Common wall lizard) is the source of this 2155-nucleotide messenger RNA. Its product is annotated as alkaline phosphatase-like. Gene Ontology annotation, cellular component: plasma membrane. NCBI's taxonomy places the organism in Eukaryota, Metazoa, Chordata, Lepidosauria, Squamata, Lacertidae. The record is from RefSeq and is a predicted model, not a curated record. Gene Ontology annotation, biological process: dephosphorylation. Gene Ontology annotation, molecular function: alkaline phosphatase activity.